Messenger RNA from Boeremia exigua, 1029 nucleotides. RefSeq lists its product as uncharacterized. The record is from RefSeq and is a predicted model, not a curated record. The coding region runs from base 376 to 975 and encodes 199 amino acids. The transcript is spliced from 3 exons. NCBI's taxonomy places the organism in Eukaryota, Fungi, Ascomycota, Dothideomycetes, Pleosporales, Didymellaceae.
AGCAGCGAUCUCGCACGUCCGUCAGCACGGCCAGAAAUUGGAGCGACAGCCCAGAGCGCUGAGCAGCUCGGAUCGUACGGCUGUGCUGGUCUAUGGCUAUGACCAAAGCGGCCGUCACAGCCGGUCGAGCUGAUGUUCGUCCUAUGGCGUGGCUUAGGGCUGAGCAGAGCUCGAAUCUUCGUUGGCUGCUCAGCCCCUCAGCAAAGAGUGGGUUUGUAAGGUCGUCUGAGCGGAUCAGGAUGUCGUUAGUAAGAGAGCUGAGCACUGAUAAAGUCGAGUGAUGUUCCUGUGUUCCUACCCCGCCUUACAGAACGCAUAAGAUCAAGACCACACCUCUUGGCUAAUAUCCACACCCAGCCCAUAACACAAAAUAUCAUGUCUGGAUACGAUCAAUACAACCAGGGCUACGGCCAGCAGCAGCAAUACCCGCCUCAGGGCCACAGCCCUUACCCUCAGCAGGGCGGGUAUGACCAGGGCGGCUACCAGCAGCAAGGCUACCAGCAACCUCAACAGCAAUACGGUCAGCAGGGCUACGGAGAGCAGCAAGGCUACAACUCGCAGUACGGCCCCCCUGCGCAAGGCGGCUUUCAACAUGGCCAGCAAGUAGGACAGUAUGGUGAACACAACCAGCAACAAGGGCAAUAUGGCCAGCAACAGCAGGGAGGCUACCCUGGCUCGCAACCUCAGAACCAGUUCCCCCAGCAGGGACCUUAUGGUCAGGACCAGUACCCACAGGGCCAGAACGCAUACGGUCAGCCUGGGCAGCAGCAGCAGUACGGCUCCAGCGACCCCGCUAUGCAGCAAGAGGGCGACCGCGGGCUUAUGGGAGCCCUGGGUGGCGGUGCCGCCGGCUACUUUGGUGGAAACAAGGCAGGAGGCCACGGCAUUUUGGGUGCUCUAGCAGGCGCAGUACUUGGCAGCAAGCUUGAGGACCACCACAAGAAGCCAAAGAACAACGGCUACAACGGUCACUGAGUGAUGACCUCAUUUUUCGGUUCUGGGUUUUCACCUUGUAAAUAUUCUGGCGUU